Messenger RNA from Baudoinia panamericana UAMH 10762, 3132 nucleotides. RefSeq lists its product as uncharacterized. Lineage: Eukaryota; Fungi; Ascomycota; Dothideomycetes; Mycosphaerellales; Teratosphaeriaceae. The annotation marks the transcript as partial. The record is from RefSeq and is a predicted model, not a curated record. The transcript is spliced from 5 exons.
CCAAGCCUAGUAGUACUGCUAGUGUUUGUUUAAAGACUUGCAUUGUCCACCUGACUGUCGACUGAAUCGCCCGACGCAAUCGUUAUUGUGCCACGUACAACGCUGCCAACUCUUCUUCUGUUAUACCGUUACUAAGAACAACGAAAGACACGGUACAUGUACUGGAUGCUGCACCAAUGCUGGCCGGGCAAAAGCUGCCGAGGGGUCGAGGAGCAAGCAAUGUCGAGCGUAGCAGUAGUGUCCUGCAUACGAGCUCACGUUACACCGCUCUCACAUCUUUCCAUCCUCCCACCACAGUGCCAUACAAUCAUUUGGCCUGCGCUUGCUUAGGCAAGACAGCUACCACCAAUCAUUCGUAGACCGACCACCUACACAAGACUAACCCUCACAGUAGUUUCCACUUGAUCAUCUUCAUUGACUGAUCAACGUACCGCGAUGUCUACUCCUCUCGUACCACCACGUCCGAGCCGCAGUCAUGCCGGCACAACGGCCGUGAAGCAAGACACACCUCAGAUCCCACCUCGCCCGGUCCGCAAGAGCGACCCUUCUCCCGAUCGCGACUUUCGCUCGCCGCUCAACUACCUGCCGGGCUCCAAUGGCGGCCGCUGGCAGCCACCACAUGGUGCUUCCACAGGGCAUGACCCCGUCCGCCGUCCGUCCAGCGUAGCAAUCCCUUCCGAGGUGGGAGAGGAGGGAAUCGAGUACACCAGCUACGAUCAACUGCCAGCGGAAGCCAAGGCUACCCAGGCGGCGCCUGCAGCUUCAGAGCAGACCCGAAAUGUAUCAGCAGACCUGCCCAUCCACCAGCCCAAGGCUUCGGUCCCGCACUCGACUGCCAAGAGCCGCAUCCAGGGAGUCACGCGUACUGACUCGACGCAGGCCGCAGCGGCGGGCAUCGGCAAGGCUCAGCCGGACGAUGACGUGCACAAAGGCCCAUCCGACACCGGUGCACCGAUCAGUCGCGUGACCAGUAGGACGUACGACGACCAUCUCAGGAGAGUGCCGUCGACCGAGCCGCAAUCACUGCGGCCCCGAGGAAGCUUCAGUCGUCCAGGUUCAAGCUUUCAGAAUGGUACUCCGCGGCCACCAAGUGUGCACAGCCAGGACGUUCGCGAUGGUAUCCCUGAGAUUGGGCAGCAGAUUCCGCUGUACAAGAACGCAGGUGAUGUGCAAGCACCUUCACCGGCUCCGACGCAGUCACAGUUCACGCCCGGUAUUGGCUUUUUCAAUGACGGCUCGACACGGUCACACCACCGCAAGAGAAGCUCCAGGCAAGAGUUCGGGCCACCUGGCAGCUACGGCUUGCAUCACGGUGCCGAGCCGCACGACCAGUUCGAGAGAGAUUGGGUCCUCAAGCAUCCGGAGGAGGCGGCGAAGGAGGGAUAUCAUCCGUACCUACUGAGACCGGAGACAGCAUUGAGCAGCGAACAGCUCAACCGGAUUGUUUCCGAGAACCAGGAUGUUGGCAUGGGCACCUCUCCAGGCAUGGUUGGCACACCGUCGCAAGACAUUGCAUUCGAAGCUACUGACCAAUUUGCCUUCCGUAUCAACACACCGAAAGCUUCCCCUGCCCCACUUACAGAGGCCAGCAAGCGUCUUUCCGGUGACCGUCCAGCACCUACCGAGUCUCCACUUCGCAAGUCCAGUUUUCCGUUCCAUGAGACGAAACACAUGCGCAAUGACAAGGCGAUCGAAAGCGAAGAUGACGAAGUCAUUCAUGAAGGGCGCGGCAUUCCGAUAUUGGCUUCUGACGAGGUCAUCAAGCGUCCAAGCAGCGCAUUCCUGGAACCUGCUGUGGAAGCGUCGCCGGCUGAUCGCGACUACGAUAGUGACGACAUGCCUCCUAGCCGUAGAAGCAGCUUGAAGCCGCUGAGUCGUCCAUCGAGCCGACCGAGCAGUAUGCAUGGAUACCACGGCGGUCCACUACAUCGCUUCAUCUCUCACGAAGAGCACCAUGGCUCCGGCAUGGGCACCCCACUUGAGGAGAUCGAAGAGUACGAACCUUUGUUCCCGGAAGAAGAAGAUGGAGAGCGUCAGCCCAAGCGCCAGUUCCGACAGCGACCUGGCCUGGCACAGCACCACUUCCCAUCCCAGGACAUCUGGGAGGACACGCCGAGCUCUCUGCAAUACUCCACCACCGUACAGACUCCUGAGCCACCAGCCGAAAAGAUCGCGGCAAGCGGCGGCGCGCCCGGCAAGGUCUUCGAGACGCCGGAGCAGGAAGAAGCGCGCAAAACGAAGAAUCCAGCAGGCAUGCUCGACGACAGCAAAACCUUUGCCAAGCCACACUUCAAGCCUGGCGUGCUAGAAGAGCAACAUUCGGAGAGGCCUGGUGUCCGUCGCUUCCCCAGCCGUGACAUCUGGGAAGAUACGCCCGACUCGAUGCGGCUUGUCACCACCGUCAGCUCGCCACAGAUGGAAGAAGUCAGGAGCCCGCCGGAAGACCGACCAACGACUUCGGCUUUGCCGUCUCGGCAGGAUGAGGCUGAGGCAAGAAGCACGACCGGCCUGACCCAGCUUAUGCGCCCAGGCCUACCGGCUCGGCCGGAGCGUAAGAGUAAGCUGGCGGAAGAGAUCAAGCCUGCCAUGGACGAUGAACGCUCGAAAGAACCGACGAUACCUGACAGGCCCAAGCCGACUGUGCCUGCCCGUCCAGCGCGUGCUGCACACGCCGACCAAGCGGAAGGCGAAGCGACAACGAGAGAGGCGCCCACUGAUGAAGCCGCGCCGCCGGCAUCAGCGCAGAAAGCGAAGCCAGCUGUACCCGCCAGACCGGCAGGAAGCAAGAUUGCUGCGAUGCAAGGUGCUUUCAUGAACGACCUCAAUAAUCGGCUGAAGCUUGGCCCGCAAGGACCUUCACCCAAAGCCCAAGAGCCUGAGCCGGAGGCUGAAUCUGAUGCGCCCAAGGAGCCAUUGAGUGAUGCCAGGAAGGGCAGAGCUAAGGGUCCCGCACGACGCAAGCCCGCCGGCGCUGCAACGGAUGCGUCAGGGUUCUCGUUCUCAACACCUACGGUGCUUUGGCAGAUCGACGAAAGCGAUGAGCUCCACGUCACUGCCAUGGAGACUGCAGAGGCCGAUAUGGAGCCUAAUGCAGAGCUCGAGAAGCAGAUGUCGGCUAAUGAAGCGGCCAAC